Petromyzon marinus (sea lamprey) is the source of this 1038-nucleotide messenger RNA. The record is from RefSeq and is a predicted model, not a curated record. Lineage: Eukaryota; Metazoa; Chordata; Hyperoartia; Petromyzontiformes; Petromyzontidae.
UGGAGAGAGGAUCUGGAGCGAGAUUCCUCAGACGGCAGAGAGACAGAGAGACAGAGAGACAGCGGUGGCUGAGUGAUGGAGAGAGGAUCUGGAGCGAGAUGCCUCAGACGGCAGAGAGACAGAGAGACAGCGAGCGAGCGGUGGCUGAGUGAUGGAGAGAGGAUCUGGAGCGAGAUUCCUCAGACGGCAGAGAGACAGAGAGACAGAGAGACAGCGGUGGCUGAGUGAUGGAGAGAGGAUCUGGAGCGAGAUUCCUCAGACGGCAGAGAGACAGAGAGACAGCGGUGGCUGAGUGAUGGAGAGAGGAUCUCGAGCGAGAUUCCUCAGACGGCAGGGGACGACGUCUCGGAAUGCCAGAGCAGCCAAGGCCGCGUGGGACAAGAUCUACAUGGCGCCCUCUGGCGUACAGAAAGAGCGAAUCAAGCCUAGCGACGUGUUUGAGCUCGACUCUGCGGGCUGUGUGGUCUCGGCCCCCUUGGCGCCACUCACCCUGAGUCAGUGCGCACCGCUCUUCAUGCUGGCAUACAGCAUGCGUGGUGCUGGCUGUGUGAUCCACACCCACUCCGUCUCCGCUGUGCUCGCCACGCUCCUCUUCCCGGGGUCGGAGUUCCGCAUCCGCAACCAGGAGAUGAUCAAGGGGAUACACAGGGGAGGUCCCAACGGGGUCCCCUUGAACUACAGCGACACGCUGGUGGUACCCGUGAUAGAGAACACUUUGCACGAGGCCGACCUUGAGAGCUCCAUGAGACACGCCAUGGAGGUCCACCCGGACACCAACGCCGUCCUCGUGAGGAGACACGGAGUCUACGUGUGGGGAGACACGUGGCAGCAGGCUAAGACAAUGUGUGAAUGCUACCAUUACCUUUUCUCACUCGCCGUGGAGAUGAAGCGUUGCGGCCUGGACCCGGAUUCGUAGAGACCCAGAAGAGACUCGUAGAGACUCAGAGACACUCAUAGAGACACUCAUAGAGACCCACAGAGACUCAUAGAGACCCACAGACACUCAUAGAGACUCAGAGACACUCAUAGAGACACUCG